CCUUCAAUAAUACGAUAUGCCGAUCCUAUUUCUAAAUUCCUAUACAUACACCAGUAACUAAUUUCAGAUUGAAAAGCGCCUGAUACUAAACAGUCAAUAUGGCACCGGUAGAGCUCCACGGAAAUACUCUUGGCGAGAGACAUAAAAACUUUAAUAAAUUGGUGAAAGAAUUCAAUCAACAUUCUCUAAACAUUGACGAAGCUAACAUAAACGAAUCUGAUAUAAGCAACUUGUUAAAUAUCGACGUUGCUAAUACGAAUAAAAAUGUGGAAUUUAUUCUGAAAACUUUAACAUGUAGCGAUCUUUUAUAUGUUAAUCGAGCACUGAAGAAUUGCGAUUGGUUAAUAAAUGAUGAAAAAUAUACUCAUAUAAUAAAUCCUGAAUAUCUAAAUGUUAAUCUUUAUCCGAAAAUGCAAACGAAAGCUGUUUUAAAACUCCAACACUUAAUACAACUUAAAUUAAGAGAUGAAUUACGGGCAGAACAAUUUUUUAAAUAUGAAACAAAAUCUUCAGAUGCAGUAAAAUGGCUGCCAAAAUGUUCGAUAGAAUUCAUAGAAAAUAAUUUUAGUAAAUACAAAAAUGAAAUUAAAAUCCCUAUAUUGAGACGUCUCUGUGAGAAAUCGAUAAUAUUUCUAGAAAAAUACGCAGAUGGAAAAUUACGUCCAAACGUUUCUCAGAGCACGUUAUUUUUAUUGAAUGUCAACCUUGAUAAAUACUUAGAUAUUUUAGAAUCGCAAUCAAUAUUUUCACUGCCCAUUUUUGGUAAGCGAGCUACGAAACUUUUGAUGACGAAAUGUCCUCAAAGAAUAAUCGAUAAGUUCUAUCAUUAUUGUUAUAAUAUCGAUGGACCUACUUUCGUAAAGUACUUAAAUGAAGAUUUAAGCACAUUUCUAAAGAAAAAUUUUAAUGAAGACAAAGACCACGAUUUAAAUCAAUAUUUCAGUAAAGUAAAACAUUGGGAGCCGUUCUUGAGUGCACUGCCGGAAUCAAGACGAAUUGAAUUUAUUAAUAAGUUUUUCAUAAGUGAAACUAAAGAAAUAGAGGCAACUAUAAAACUAAUUAGGGAAUUGCUAUAUCGAACUCCUUUUUAUUAUUGGUAUAAAUUCUUUCCAUUCGAACUUGCAUUUUCAUCCAUCAAAAGUAUGAUGGGACCUGAAACUGACGAAGAAAGUAAAAUCGAAAUGCUGGAGACAAUAAUGCUUUCCGCUAAAGGUGAUUUAGAACACGGAAAGUGUUUACUGAAAUAUUUUCAAGAUAAACAUAUUAAUUCUCCUAGAAAAGUAAGAGUCACUUUUCUAGUUAAUUUUAUAUCUAAUUUCAAGACGCACAAUUUUGAUGAAGAUUCAUGGAAUAUGUUGCAGAAUAUAAUGGAGAGUUUAGAUAUUUACAACGAUGAAAAUAUUGAUAAAACAAUCAUUGAAUCUUUGAUGGUGUACCAAAUUCUAAGCGGCAAAAACGUACCGGAAAAAACAUCAAAAUUAUUUACAUUCAACUCUUUAAAAAGUUUUCAAACCAAAUUAAACACAAAAGAGAAGGAAAUUAUUUUCAAAAGCUUAUCAGAAACAAACUGGAAAGAAGUACAAAGUAUUGAAUUAAAUGAAAUUGAUGAUUUUAUACGUUGCAUUGAUUCACUAAAUAAUACAUUAAUAUUACUAAAGGAUUGGAAUAAGAAUAUCCUCGAUUACCCUUUUGUACUUGAUAAAAUUAAAGAGCUAGUAAAAAUAAAGCAAGAAAAGGUUUGGAAUGGGGACAUGUCGCCAUUAUACAAUGUGCAAAAAUCCUGGAGAAAACAUAUGUUCAACGAAUCAAUUAUUUUAUCUCCUACCGAGGAAGUUUGUAUUAAUUCAUUGAAACACGAUCCAAACUUAUUAGACCUGUAUAAGAACGAGGUAGAAUCGAUAUUCUCUAAUAAUAACGUUUCUCUUAAACGUUUACUUCGAAAAGUCAGAAUUUAUUGGCCAGAAUCUAUUAACAAGGAUUUCAAAAACGCAUAUUUAAAUCGUUUAAAUCAAAACGAUGGUAAAAAUGCAAUAACUCAAGGCCUUUGUAUCUUGUUGCCGAAAGAAGAACUUACAAUGAUUUUAAAUAAACAUGCUCCAAUUAAUCCAAAAGUUGAUUUUGAUAAAAUUGAUGAAAUUGAAUUAGAUCUUCAGAGAUGUCUUGCCAAGAAUAUGCAUAACGCUCGGCCCCAUCCUCAUUUCGAGACUCUCUUUUUGUACGCAAAAGGAGACUAUCUUAUGUUUGCAAUGUCUUCUGUUCGUGCAAUUUAUUAUAAUGUGAGCUCCGUACAGUGCCAAGAAUCCGUAUCUCAAAUACUGAAUACUCCAGUUUCUUUACAAAAACAUGGACUUCGACUGUUAUUUAAUAAGUUACCAUGUGACAAAAUAAAAGAAUCAUGCUAUGCUCUGUGGAAGGAAUCUAAAAAUCCCACGAUUCGUACAGAAAUCUUUAAACUCGUUUUUAAACUCUUAUGCAAUGAAAAGAUUGAAUUAAAUAUUACACAAACUUGGGAACUAUUGGAGAUGUUAAUUGAUGAUCUGACGUUUCUUGAAAACAAAUCGAUAUACCGAUUAUUGUAUGAGGUUAAUAAAAUACCUCUAAGCGUGAAAGCUAAGUUUUUAGUUAAAUCUUACAAUUACUUGAAAACUUUAAUUAAAAAUAAUAAACAAGAAUAUGAAGGAGAACGAUGGGAUCUUCGACCUCUAGUAAUGUAUAGUAAAAUAAUUGUGUCAUCUAUGCCGUAUGAGUUUAUGACCGAAAUUAUCGAUGAUUACGUUAAAAAUGAAUUCUUCAAAGAAAGGAUAAAGCCUGGCGAUAAGACUGAGCUUAUAUCCUCAUUUAUUUUAUGCUCUAGAAGUGAAGAGGAACAAAUGAAGAAAUAUAAUGAAGUACUAGCACCAAUUUUGAUGAAAUCUAUAAAAUUAUGCAACGAACAGAUAGAAUCCAAGUAUUACAUCAAAGAGAAUAUUGAACUGCUAUUGAUUAAUUUAAAUGACGACUUGCAUUGUAUAAUUCGAAAGGAAUUUAUACCGCCGGUUAAAAUGUUCACGGUUAUUCAAGAAAUAUUGGAGCAGUCGUUGCCAUUGUCCGAAAACUAUAUUUUAAUAAGAACGUGGCAGUUAACUACGAACUUAGUAACACUCUUCUACAAAUAUCAACCACAAAUUUGGGAUGAUACAUGCACAAAAAUAGCUCCUGAGGUUGGAAAAAUUUGCAAAGAGUAUUUGAUGAAAGAUACGAAAUCAUAUUCUCCACGCAUUUACACACUUUUUAUGAAAGCUUUUGCUAAUGUUUUCCGCCUAUUUUCAGACGAUGUAAUCUAUGAGAUUUUUAAGAGUUUUAUUGAGAAGGAGGACUUCUUAGUAGGGUAUUUAGCUGCUUUGCAGGGUAUAAAACUAUUAAGCGAACAUGCUAUAAUUAAGGAUAUGCAUGAAAACAUAAGUAAACAUCCAUCCGUGGAAGUAAAGAUGCAUUAUUACAAUACGUUCCGAAAAGGACAAAUUGAUGAACCACUUUCACUUAAAUCGUGGGAUUAGUGAGAAAUAACUACGGUUUCAGGUGGGUUUAUGGUCAAAGACUAGUUUAUCCUUACUAAUUUUAUAAGUGCUCUAACACUGUCUUGCUUGCACUUCAAUCUACUGAACGAAAUCUAAAUGGACUUUGGUACACAGUUUGGAGCCUGUGAAAGAAAGGCUACUUUUUAAUGCGAAAAAAGGGUUGAAAGGGGUGAUGUAAAGUUGUAUGGAAAUAGAAACAGCUUUUUUGGCAGCUAGAAACUUUCAACUUUUUUUUUAAAUUGAAUUUUAAAGUAAAUUUUUCAUAAUUCAUGUGAUAAUAUAAGCUUGUUAAAUUUUUUCCUCAAUCGUGCAAAAUAACAAUAAGGAAUAGCUGAAGAAAGUUUGUAUAGGAUUGUGUAAAGUUUAUGUGAACGUUUUAUAAGUUUAAGUACAAUAAUUGCCUAAUUAAAAUGCUACACAAGUCACUAGAGCAGCUAGUUCGAUACAAAAAAUAGUGUAGUCACCGUUUUCUCAAAUAGAAUGGAAGGUAUAACAAAAUCGUUUAAUUUAUUAACGAGUGUUUUAUACUUUUAUAAAAAUAUAUCGUCUUGUGUAAAAAUAUAUAUAGUCUUUUGUUCUUUUUAAUAAAGAAAU
Messenger RNA from Papilio xuthus (Asian swallowtail), 4151 nucleotides. RefSeq lists its product as uncharacterized. The transcript has 2 exons. The record is from RefSeq and is a predicted model, not a curated record. Lineage: Eukaryota; Metazoa; Arthropoda; Insecta; Lepidoptera; Papilionidae. Bases 99 to 3536 code for a protein of 1145 amino acids.